Molecule: messenger RNA, 330 nt
Organism: Cyclocybe aegerita
Lineage: Eukaryota; Fungi; Basidiomycota; Agaricomycetes; Agaricales; Hemipholiotaceae
Source: the annotation of a GenBank genome assembly
AUGGCUUUCACAGGAGUUGUAACGAAGGCGGGGUUCAUGGAAAAGACAGCGACGGUGACUGUGUCUCGCUGGGUCAUCCAUAAACUAACGGGGAAGCAAAUUGAACGGAGUAAAAAGUACUUGGUGCAUGACGAGCAAAAUCAACUACGCACUGAGGACAUCGUUACGAUUCGGAAUUGUCCCCCCGUGUCAGCAAGGAAGCGCUUCAAACUUGAAAAGAUUCUGAAAAGCCCAGAAACGGAGCGCGAGAUUGCUCGUACGCGUAGAAUGCAAGCCAGCCAAGCAACACCGCAAGCAUCGAGCGUCCUCGAAGCCCUUAGAGCCUCAUAA